UCCUUAGAUGCAAUGAAUGAGUUCUCUUACUUUGCACCAGAUUUUUCAAGCAAGUCAGCCCAGGCAUCAGGGUUGAACAUUUCCGCACGGAACAUCGGUGCAAAAUCGGAAUAUCUGAACCAAGCUGAACUACCCAGUGACACAAUGGCUGCUAUUUUGUACAUCAAGUCGAUAUUUCCACACAAGGUUUUUGGAAAUUUAUUGCCACCAAUAAUUUUGAAACAUCAGAUCUAUUGCAUUGUGAAGGAUAAGACGAUUGUUGAUCGACAACUGAACAAACUCUGGCAAGAACGAAAACUACAAUUAUUCAAACUAAUUUCUGGUUCGGAUGAAUUUGCUUUGGUCUUGAUGGAAGAUUUCAAAGCUCAUGUAAAUAUGAAAAAAAAUUCCAAAAACUCAACCAUCCUUGAGAAAUUUUUAACAGAGAUCCUCCCUGGAUGCUGCGAUGUUAGCGUCAGCACAAAAACAUUAUCUCAAGAAAACAAGAUCGGAGAAGCUGAUAUCACGGUUUUGGUGAACAGCGGUUUACUCCAAUGUCGCGACGUUGGAAGCUGGUGGCUUGGGAUACCAGGUGCUGGUGUGUUUAUGAAGAAUUUCACACGAGGGAGGCAAACUAUUUUGAGAAUGAUACGAAGGCGGAAAUUUAAGGAAAUUUUGCAACGGGACCUAGAGAGCUAUAAGCUGAAUUCCAAAUUGGGCAUUCAAUACCACAUCUAUGACAUCAUUGGAGCCGAACUUGUUCAAAGCAUAGAAACAACGUCAGGUCCUCUGUUACGUUUGCCCGAAACGUGAAAAUCCGUCGGCAUUCCAGGAGUGAAUAUAUCAGACACAAACAACAAGACUUGGUUGCCGAAAACGGUCAAGCAAUAAUGAAUCUCUCAAACGAAGAACCACUGG
Dendronephthya gigantea is the source of this 897-nucleotide messenger RNA. Its product is annotated as serine/threonine-protein kinase 19-like. The transcript has 7 exons. Gene Ontology annotation, molecular function: protein serine/threonine kinase activity. Gene Ontology annotation, biological process: positive regulation of Ras protein signal transduction; protein phosphorylation. The record is from RefSeq and is a predicted model, not a curated record. Bases 13 to 792 code for a protein of 259 amino acids. NCBI's taxonomy places the organism in Eukaryota, Metazoa, Cnidaria, Anthozoa, Malacalcyonacea, Nephtheidae.